Symbiodinium natans is the source of this 1122-nucleotide messenger RNA. NCBI's taxonomy places the organism in Eukaryota, Dinophyceae, Suessiales, Symbiodiniaceae. The record is from the annotation of a GenBank genome assembly.
AUGGUGGGCGUGCAAGUCAACGAAGCUGCUGCACAUGCGCACAUUCCGGAGCACGAAUCGCCCGCGUACUUCAACAUUGUGAACCACGCGCUGACUUUGUGCUUUCUCGUGGAGCUUCUUGCGCGGAUAUUUGCAUAUGGGAGAGAAUUCGUCUUGUCCGAAGAUCGUGGUUGGAAUCUUCUUGAUUGCGUGAUUGUCGCUUGCGCUUUGAUCGAGUUCGUCUUGGACGUCGUGGACGCCUUCACCACCAACCUGCGAAGUGAAUCCAGCACCGAUCUCUCCAUCAUGAAAGCCAUGCGGGUCGUGCGGAUCUUGCGGCUGGUUCGUGUGGUCCGGGUUGUGCGCUUCUUCCGGGCACUCCGAGUUCUCAUUGCGUCGAUUCUCCACACCUUGAGGUCUGUGAUGUGGGCAUUGAUUCUGCUGUUCCUCAUCAUGUAUACAUUCGGCAUCCUGUUCACACAUGCCUACACCGAAUACGCUUCAACUCAUGGGGGCCUGCACGGAUCGAUGACUUGCGCGGAACCAUCUACCCUUUGCGACAUGAAAACCUACUUCGGAUCAGUGCUCGUGUCCAUCUUGAUUUUGUUUGCGGCCAUCAGUGAUGGCAUCAGCUGGAUCGCUCUGAUCAACCCCUUGUGGGAAGCCAGUGGGGGCUCUGGUGUGUGGCUCUUGCUGUUUCUAGUGUACAUUGCUCUGGUGGAGUUCGCUGUGCUCAAUGUGGUAACUGGAGUGUUUUGUCAAAAUGCCAUCGAAUCCGCAUCUUUGGAUCAGGAGAUGGUCAUCGAGACGCAGCUUAAGUCAAAGCAACUGUACACAGACCAAGUUUGCGACCUGUUCCAUCUCAUGGACGAGGGGCAGAAGGGCGAACUCACUGCCACAGCCUUCGAACAACACAUCAACGAUCCUCAGGUUGCCGCGUAUUUCCGCGCUCUGGACAUGGACUUGAACAAUGUGUGGAAGCUUUUCACCUUGCUUGACCCAGAUGGCAGUGGCACUAUCGACCUUCAAGAGUUUGUGGAAGGUUGCUUAAAACUACGAGGGCCUGCCACGCGACUGGAUAUGGAGCCUCUUGGCGAUGCGGAAGUGCAUCAUGGAGUUUUGCUCGCUUGUCGUUUGCUUUGA